Molecule: messenger RNA, 546 nt
Organism: Henningerozyma blattae CBS 6284
Lineage: Eukaryota; Fungi; Ascomycota; Saccharomycetes; Saccharomycetales; Saccharomycetaceae
Exons: 1
Coding region: 1-546 (181 amino acids)
Biological process (GO): vesicle-mediated transport; intracellular protein transport
Cellular component (GO): plasma membrane; cytoplasm
Molecular function (GO): GTP binding; GTPase activity
Source: RefSeq, a predicted model, not a curated record
AUGGGUUUAUAUGCUUCGAAGUUAUUUGGUAACCUCUUUGGUAACAAGGAAAUGCGUAUCUUGAUGGUUGGUCUUGAUGGUGCUGGUAAAACUACUGUUUUAUAUAAACUAAAGUUGGGUGAAGUUAUCACAACAAUUCCAACCAUUGGUUUUAAUGUCGAAACUGUUCAAUAUAAGAAUAUUUCAUUUACUGUUUGGGAUGUCGGUGGACAAGACAGAAUCAGAUCUUUGUGGAGACAUUAUUAUAGAAACACCGAAGGUGUUAUCUUCGUUGUCGAUUCCAACGAUAGAUCUCGUAUUGGUGAAGCCAGAGAAGUCAUGCAAAGAAUGUUAAAUGAAGAUGAAUUAAGAAACGCUGUUUGGUUAGUUUUUGCUAACAAACAAGAUUUACCAGAAGCCAUGUCAGCUGCUGAAAUCACCGAAAAAUUAGGUUUGCAUUCUAUUAGAAACCGUCCAUGGUUCAUUCAAUCUACUUGUGCCACUUCAGGUGAAGGUUUAUACGAAGGUUUAGAAUGGUUAAGUACUAACUUGAAAAAUCAAUCAUAG